GUAUUGGCUGAAGCGAUCGCGACGGACUGUGUGAAGUGCACCGACGUGCAGAAGGGCUUCGUUGGGAAGAUCAUUCCGUUCCUGCGCAAGAACCGCGUGGAGGAGUGGAAGCGGCUCCAAGCCAAGUACGACCCUCAAGGCGCUUGGGCCAAGGCUCACUCGGACGUCUAA
Gryllus bimaculatus (two-spotted cricket) is the source of this 171-nucleotide messenger RNA. The record is from the annotation of a GenBank genome assembly. NCBI's taxonomy places the organism in Eukaryota, Metazoa, Arthropoda, Insecta, Orthoptera, Gryllidae.